Molecule: messenger RNA, 2848 nt
Organism: Paramuricea clavata
Lineage: Eukaryota; Metazoa; Cnidaria; Anthozoa; Malacalcyonacea; Plexauridae
Source: the annotation of a GenBank genome assembly
AUGAACGCCGACCAGUUUACAAAACCGGCAAAGCUCGAAUUCGAAGGCAAAGUCGCCGAGAACUACAGACGAUUUCGUCAACAGUUUGAAAUAUACAUGUCUGCUACAGGAUUCGACGCGACAAACGUCCCGAAAAAGAAACAAGCUGCAAUCCUGUUGAACAUAGCUGGCGAAGAAGCUAUAGAAGUAUUCAAUACAUUUACAUUCGCAGAAGAUGAAGAUAAAGACGACCCUGAAGAUAUACUGGCGAAAUUUCAGAAUUACUGUGAGCCAAAGAAGAACAUUACUUAUGAAAGACAUAUAUUCAAUACGCGAGUGCAACAACAAACUCAAUCGUUCGAUGCGUAUUUAACAGAGCUACGUGUCCAAGCUAAGAAAUGUACUUAUGGUACGCUUCAAGACGAACUAAUAACUUCAAACCGUCAUGGCGUGUGGACGUGUGAAAAUUUGCUCAACGUUUAUGCUUGCAAUUUUGACUGCUCUGUUGUUGUAUCUCCGCGUCAACUACAGGAGAGAAUUUAAAUAUUAUCCAGCUGAUACUUCAGCAUCAUAUUUUCCUCUUGGUAGAUUUCCUGCAAUGUCCUGGCGAUAUUUUAAACCAAUUUUAAUCAAGCCCACAACGAAUGGUCGAAAACCAUCAACUCAUUCAUCACGUAGGUUUAACAAUUGGAUUAGUUUUGUCUCGGGCCUCUUAAUGCUGUGUGGCGAUGUUAGUAGCCACCCCGGACCAGCUGUUUCUGCUAAUAUUUUAAAUCAUAAACCGGACAACUCUACUGCUAUCAAGAGUCUCGUAUUGAAUGCACGAAGUCUUAAGAGCCACCACAGACUUAACGAAGGGCAGUCAGGCCGGGGGUUUGAAAACCUGCAUCAGUUUCAACACCUUGUAUAUGCCGAGGAUGCCGAUGUAGUAUACGUGAACGAAACGUGGCUAGCAAACGACAUCAUGGACUCUGAGUUGUUACACUCUGGGUAUAUAAUCCUUCGGAAGGACAGAGAAAAUAAGCGUGGGGGCGGUGUUCUUGUCGCAGUUAAAUCAGAGUCAUUCAGAACCGUCAGAGAAUAUAUUACACCCUUAUCCUCUGACUUGGAAAUCGUCUGUGCGGGAGCAGUAACGAAAUCAAAUAGGAAAUUUGUGUUUUGUUCUUGUUAUAGACCUCCAAAUGCGGACAGAAAUUGGGUGGAUCUAUUUGCUAACUUUCUUGACGAAACGUGUAGUGUUUUUGACAAUAUGUUAAUUUGUGGUGACAUUAAUCUACCGAAGAUCCCCUGGGAAUCCCCUGAGUUGAUAGAUGGUGCUAACGAACAGCGGUUUGUUGACACACUUAAUGACCAUUUCCUUACCCAACACAAUACCAUUCCCACUCGCGGGAAUAACGUCUUAGAUAUCGUGAUCUCAAGCGUCCCUGAGGAAGUGACCAUAACAGAAGUGUUAAAACCCGACGAAGCUGAAAUAUUUAGCGAUCACUGCGUAGUCGUUUUCGAACUUGCAAUUUCUAUUAAAGCACUACCGAAGAGUCAGCGUUUCGUUUAUGACUACCGCAAAGGCGACUUUGACGGACUACGAUCUUCCUUACUCGCCAUAAAUAUGUCGAAUAUAAUUUCAGAUGAUAAUUCCGAUAUCAAUAGAGACUGGUGCCACUGGAAAGACGCUUUACUAGCCUGUGCAGAUGAUUAUAUACCUAAAAAAAAAACUAAAGAAAAAUAAUUCGGUACCUUGGAUUAAUGGCCCUAUAAUUGACCUGAUAAAGAAAAAGGAAUCUAUAAGACGAAAAUUAAAACGAUUUCCAUCGAGCAAUUUAAGAAAUAAGUUUAAAGACUUACGCUCAGAGAUUAAACGCAGAAUGCGCGAAAGCCGCGAUUCAUUCUUUGUAGCGAUCGAGCCUGAACUGAGAUCCAACCCAAAACGCUUUUGGUCCAUUCUAAAAAUAAAAUCCAAACAUCGAAAUAUUCCUGAAACUGUAUCCAUGGCAACUGGCCUCUGUGAACCCGCCGUCGUCGCAAACCUGAGACAUUAUGCCGACACUCCAGAUAAGAUCGUUAAUUUAUUUAAUCGGUAUUUCGCAUCGGUUUUUAUCCCUCUCACAGACACCAUUUUGACCAGCGAAAGCUCUGACCGCAAUACAACAGGUGAUCCAAUUUUAUCGGAAGUGACGUUUACCACCACAGAAGUCUUGGAUAUACUAUGCAAUCUUGACACUAGUAAGGCCACCGGACCUGAUGAAAUCCCUGCAAGAAUUUUAAAAGAGACAGCUCAUGAAAUCGCGCCAUCUCUUUGCGAAUUAUUCAAUAAAUCGCUAAGAUUGGGUGUCUUCCCGGCGGAUUGGAAGUCAGCUAAUGUGGUCCCAGUAUUCAAGAAAGGGAACAAAGAGCAUGCCGAGAACUAUAGACCAAUCUCGUUAUUAUCAAUAGUGUCAAAAGUGAUGGAACGUUGUCUCUUUAACUCAAUUAAAGAUUAUGUUAUUGGCUUGAUUUCUGAAUGCCAACAUGGUUUUAUCGCUGGUCGUUCGUGUGUGACACAGUUAGUUGAUGUGCUUGAUUAUAUUGGGGCCCAGCUCGAUAAUGGUGGCCAGGUCGACACAGUCUACCUUGACAUGUCGAAAGCUUUCGACAAAGUCAGUCAUCCAAAGCUGCUUAAACGACUGCGUGAUCUAGGGUUUGGUGGGAGGCUGCUGAAUUGGUUUGAGUCUUAUUUAGGCAACCGCCUUCAGAAAGUUACUGCUCUAGGCGUGUCAUCUCAGACACUGCAAGUCACAUCAGGCGUACCGCAAGGUUCAAUUCUAGGACCAGUUUUGUUCCUCUUAUAUGUUAACACUCUACCUGACGCUGUGCAUUCAGCAGAAAUAGCAAC